Molecule: messenger RNA, 5627 nt
Organism: Choloepus didactylus (southern two-toed sloth)
Lineage: Eukaryota; Metazoa; Chordata; Mammalia; Pilosa; Megalonychidae
Gene: CDC14B
Product: cell division cycle 14B
Exons: 14
Coding region: 378-1835 (485 amino acids)
Biological process (GO): protein dephosphorylation; microtubule cytoskeleton organization; positive regulation of cytokinesis
Cellular component (GO): nucleolus; centrosome; spindle pole
Molecular function (GO): protein serine/threonine phosphatase activity; protein tyrosine/serine/threonine phosphatase activity
Source: RefSeq, a predicted model, not a curated record
UGGGGUCUUCGGGAGCUGCGGCCCGCUGUGCUCCAGCGCCUCCGCAGCAGCGUCCGCGACCGCCGUGGACGCGCGCGGUUACCCCGGCCAGCCCUAGUUGCCGGCGGCAGCUCUGUUGCCUCGGCCCGCGCCAGCAGGCUGCGGGGACCCGGAGGCGGGCUGGGGGCGCCGGCAGCGGCAGGAGGCGCUGUAGCGAGUGCUGCGGCGCGGGUCCCGCAGCGGCCGCAGGAGGAGCGGGGCAGGCGCCGUGGGCCGGGCCCCUCCUCCGGCUCCUGCGCGGCCGCCUCCCCCCGGGCUCGGCCGGCGCUCGCUGGCGGUGGCCUCGGUGGGCGCGCGGGGCCAUGGUCGUGGCCCCCUGACGGGCCGCGGCCGCCUCCAUGAAGCGGAAGAGCGAGCGGCGGCCGAGCUGGGCCGCCGCGCCCCCCUGCUCGCAACGCUCCUCGUCGACCUCGCCGGGCGUGAAGAAGAGCCGCAGCUCCACGUCGCAGGAGCUGCACCGUCUGGACAGGCAGGACGACCUGUACCUGGACAUCUCCGAUCGCCUUUGUUUUGCCAUUCUCUACAGCAGACCAAAGAGUGCACCAAAUCUACAUUAUUUCUCCAUAGAUAAUGAACUUGAAUAUGAGAAUUUCUACGCAGAUUUUGGACCACUCAAUCUGGCAAUGGUUUACAGAUAUUGUUGCAAGAUAAAUAAGAAAUUAAAGUCCAUUACAAUGAUUAGGAAGAAAAUUAUUCAUUUUACUGGCUCUGAUCAACGAAAACAAGCAAACGCUGCUUUCCUUGUGGGCUGUUAUAUGGUUAUAUAUUUGGGAAGAACUCCAGAAGAAGCAUAUAGAAUAUUACUGUUUGGAGAUACAUCUUAUAUUCCUUUCAGAGAUGCUGCCUAUGGAAGUUGCAGUUUUUAUAUUACACUUCUUGACUGUUUUCAUGCAAUAAAGAAGGCAAUGCAAUAUGGCUUCCUUAAUUUCAGCUCGUUUGACCUUGAUGAAUAUGAACACUAUGAAAAAGCAGAAAAUGGAGAUUUAAAUUGGAUAAUACCAGACCGAUUCAUUGCCUUCUGUGGACCUCAUACAAGAACCAGACUUGAAAGUGGUUACUACCAACAUUCUCCUGAAACUUAUAUUCCGUAUUUUAAGAGUCACAAUAUUACCACCAUUAUUCGCCUGAAUAAAAAGAUGUACGAUGCCAAACGCUUUACGGAUGCUGGUUUCGAUCACCAUGAUCUUUUCUUUGCGGAUGGCAGCACCCCUUCUGAUGCCAUUGUCAAAGAAUUUCUGGAUAUUUGUGAAAAUGCUGAGGGUGCCAUUGCAGUACAUUGUAAAGCUGGCCUCGGACGAACUGGCACUCUGAUAGCCUGCUACAUCAUGAAGCAUUACAGGAUGACAGCAGCUGAGACUAUUGCCUGGAUCAGAAUCUGUAGACCUGGCUCAGUGAUUGGGCCACAGCAACAAUUUUUGGUGAUGAAACAGACAAGCCUUUGGCUGGAAGGUGAUUAUUUUCGUCAAAAAUUAAGAUGCCAGGAGAAUGGAAAACACAGAGCAGCUGUCUCAAAACUCCUCUUGGGUGUUGAUGACAUUUCAAUAAAUGGGGUCAAGAAUCAAGACAAGCAAGAAUCUGAACUGUACAGUGAUGACGAUGAAAUCAAUGGAGUGACACAAGGUGACAGACUCCGGGCCUUGAAAAGCAGAAGACAAUCAAAAGCAAACACUAUUCCCCUCACAUGUUCCCUAGCUGUGCUGACCUCUGCACUGUGUAGUGUUGUCAUCUGGUGGAUUGUUUGUGACUACAUUCUUCCCAUCCUGCUAUUCUGUCUCGAUGGUUUAAGAGCACAGUAGCCAUCAGGACCCUUUGACAAAUAGCUGCUGUUCCCUCCAUUUCAAGGACUAAAACAGUCUUACGUUAAAAGUAAAAGCCUGUGACCAGAAUUGAAGGAAGACUCUAGGAACAGAAAACUACAACAGGACUUAGCACAAUUUAUUUGAAAACAAAACAGAAUUGCAAAAGCCUUAGUUGCUUUCCACCUAAGAAGUUAAUCCAGUGAAGAAAAUGUCCUCUGGAGUUUAAUUAGCUAAAUGAGUUUGGGUACAAGUGAAUGACUUGAAGGAUCCAACUCUCCUUUUGUAGAAAUGUCUAAAAUGUAACAACAAAAAAGCUGUUGUAAAUUCUGUCUCAGGUGUAAAUAUCUAAGCCCUCUGUUAUCAAGAGAGCUGAGUCGUCUUUGUGGUGCAUGUGUCCCGUGUGAUGGCAAUCAUUUUAGCUGCUGGCCUUCAGAAGAAUUGAGUAUCUGAUGGAGGUUUUUUACUUAUUUAUUUUGUGUUCAUCCUGUGUUCCUGUGUCAAGAUUUAUACAGAUAAAACAGGCAUUACUGAAAUGGUACUUCCCACAAUUUGGUACUAUUUGGUUUAAUCAUCUUCACUUCAGUGUUUGUAAGAUUGUAAUGGUAACUCUGUUAAGUACCCAAGCUGCUUGUCUUCCACCGAAGAGUGCUUUAUUAACGAGAAUCUGUGAAAACCGCAUUUAAACACAGUUGCAUGUUGUGAUACAAAGUGGUGUACUCUGGUAAUCUGAAACUUGCAGGAGAAUACAAUUGAUAGCUUUAGAAGACUCAGGAGAAGGAACUGGCUUCAGAAUUUGAUAGUUGCUGCAUCAAGUCAUUCCUUUGUAUGUCAUUUAGUGUCUGAUGAAUGCCAAGGCUGCCCAUGGUUUCGUUGUCAAUUCAGACAAAUUUAAAUCAUCUUUCCUUUCAUGCAUGGAAAAAACAAAACAAAACACUAUUGCUGUUUUCCCCGGAAACAAAGAUCCCAAAUAAUGGUGGCUUUAUUGCUUCCAUGAAGUCUUUCCCUGUAGCAUAGUAGAUUUUUUUUCUUACAUGAUCAGCCUAAGGCCAUUAACACACACUUUGAUUUCAGUGACAAUUGUCUGCAUCAGAAUUUUAGUUUGUAAAUAUGAGAACUCACUGUUGCCUUUGGUUAGGGAAUACAACUAGUAACUCGUUGCAGAGUGCCUUCUCCCCACAACCCUACUGAAACAUAGCUGUGUCUGUGAUACAAAGCAAUCACAAAAACAGAAUUCAUUUGCUGCUAACAGAAAUGGGGGCCCAAAAUAAAAAUGUUGUAACCACAGUGAUUACUUCCAUAGUCAGAAGUGAUGAAAUGGUUUUAGUUGUCAUUAACCACUUCUUUGCCUGUCCGAGUUGGGAACACGGAGGGGUGCAGUAUUCAGAGGCAACGGCUGAUGGCAGAUACCUUCAUGGCACAGUAUGAAUGCAUCAAGUCAGUAGGCAAUUCCAUUUUUAACAACUGUCUUUUAAACAAAACGUGGGAACAAAGAGUGGAUGGAAUAAACAGGCUAGUCUGUUAAUGCAAAAAAGAAAAAAUCAUUGAAAAGCAGCGGCUCUGUUUGCCGUGUGUACUCUCUUGGAGUGGAGUAAAUAUGAGACUGAGUGCCACUGAGGGGAGAUGGAAGAUGCUGUUGUCUUAGCCCCACAAGCAGCUCCUCCCCAACAGGCACUGUGGGGGGUGAUCACGCCAGCCUUUAAACAUGGGCACCAGAUCACAGAAAAGCAGUGGUUUCCUCUCUCUGGAAAGGAAUAGGCCCAGAGACCCACUUGCCUGAGGGGAAGACUGCUUGUGCGUAAGAUUUGGGUGGGAGGAGGAAAGUUCCAUUUGCUGGGUUGUGGUGGGAGACAAUGCAAAGUAUUCACACUGCCCAUGCAUGAAGCGUUGAAUUCUCAGGGCAACUCUCCCUCCCCUUAUGCUAGUAAAGGCUGUCUCCUCCAUAAAUAAUCCAGGUCCUUUUGAACCAUUCUCGCUUGGGCUUUUUAUUACUUUAGAACAAGUAAAUGUGCUGCCAGCCUUGGCUCCUGCUGAAUACCGUCUCCUUCACAUUGAAUAAGCCACUUGGUGUCUUGGCCAAGUGUGGAAAAUUUGGGCUUCAGUGUGAACCACAGUACUUUUUAUUCGAGAAAUUGCCUUUUCACGUUGGCUACUCAAAUCUGCAGCAAGACUUGCCAUCCCUGUGGCUCUUUAUAAAAUUCCGUGUAUUUAACAGGCUCACCGAAAUUAGUCAUAGGAAAUUAGUGCUUCAGGUGAAUUGCAUAUCACAGCAUUAAGCCUACUGGGGACAUCUCUAGAGACCAGAAAGUCUCUGGGUCUGACUGAUGGAAAAUUCUUCCUGCUGUAAGAGUAGACUCUCCCCACCCCCCUCCUCCUGCAACACACCCAGAUUCUUCUGAGAUUCUAAUUUUGAGUCCUUGAUAUAGAAGACCUUGUUGCUGUGGAAUGUGAAGACAGUGCCUGUCAGAUGGGGAGAUUCCUUUCAUUUAAGAGCCUUAAAUAGCUUUGAAAGUACACCAAGACAGUUUCCAAUGGACUGAAAAUUAGAAACGGUGUUUUUAAAUGCCCUUGAAGCUUUCUGGGGACUCAAAUAGUCAAGAGUCAGGGACAGACCAAAGGAAGGGUGUUUACAAAACCCUGUGGACCCAGAAAUAGAGUCGGAUUCUAUUUUGUAAUGCUGAAGAAAAAUCAGCAAUCUUUCUUCACUACCAGUGAAGAGGGGCUGCUCCUGGGCAGUGCCUCAUUGAAACCCGGAGCCCUACUUGUCAAGUGUAGCUGCUUCCCAGCAGUGAGCCGCUCUUCUCAGUCUCCAGAAUUUUUCAUUUCUAGCACUUGUUCCCCUUAGCCUGUCAGCAACCCACUCCCUUCCCUUUCCUCCUCCCCCCUUUAUAGGGGUAAUUUCUACCUCUUUUCUUGGGCCCAGACAAGUUUUAGAGGAGUUCCCAAGUGUUCUCACGAGGAAGUGUGUCUGCCCUUGGAGCUUGAUCCAGAGUGCGUGCCGUGCGGCCCGGCGGGCUCUCCCGGGAGCUGUUGUGCCAAGGGCUCCUGGAGCCUUUCCUUUGCUUGAAUUGUUCACGACAAAUGAGCAAUGCACUCGUUUGAUGUUUGUUCUAAAAGUGGCUCAACUGCUGCUCUUCCUACUUAAAAAAAAAAAAUUACAUUUUGGAAAACAGUGCUCAACAAUCACAGCUUUAAAGACGUUAUGUUGUUUCUUUAAUAGUUAUUUCCCACUGAAACUGUCCUGGUGAGGCUAACUGCUGCUCUUCCAUCUCUCCUAAAUCUGAGUAUUCCCAAUUUUGCCAAGAGGAAAUACUACAGAUGUGUUUGAAAGACUGGACAAUUCACCUAUACUGUGUAGGAAAUUACCUCCUUACUUACCCAGUAGAAUUCACUGUCAGCAGUCAUUUCAUCUGAUUAUAGUACUGCAGUUUUAUAUUAAUAAUUUGCAGACUUUUAUCUAACCUGCACUCAUGUACAGAUUAUUAAAAGUUUUAAAAUGUAACUGAUUAAUCAGUAUUUGAUCAAUCACUGUCUUGAUUUUUUUAAUUCAAAUGUAUAUUUCUAACCAUAUUUUUUUAAAGCUGAGAGAACUGGUCGAAUGAAUGUUUAUUUUCCUGAAGGUAUUUUUAAGAUAAAGCUUCAUAAUGGCCUGUAAAUUUGGCAUAUCUAUGUAGUUUGAUACAUAUUAUCUCAUUUGAAAAUCUUGUGUAUUGUAACUGGUUUUAUACGAAAUAUCAAAUAGUGGAAAUUGUAUAAUUACGAUCAUGUAAUUAAAAGUAUUAACCAAACAGC